Molecule: messenger RNA, 1777 nt
Organism: Aethina tumida (small hive beetle)
Lineage: Eukaryota; Metazoa; Arthropoda; Insecta; Coleoptera; Nitidulidae
Product: 8-oxo-dGDP phosphatase NUDT18
Exons: 4
Coding region: 222-1229 (335 amino acids)
Molecular function (GO): 8-oxo-GDP phosphatase activity; 8-oxo-dGDP phosphatase activity; magnesium ion binding
Source: RefSeq, a predicted model, not a curated record
CAAUCUGGGAGAGACACGCGGCAACAGCGCAUAUUAGAACGUGUUGAUAUUUAUGACAUUCCAUUACGGUUCCGUAAUAAACAAUGUUUUGCAACCGAAACGUCUGGUUUCCAGUUCACGCGAAAAGUUAACGCUCCCAGUAAGAAAAAAACAACUUCGACGAAAUAAAAUGUGUUAAACCCCCUUAUUCGGACGGCGACAACCUAAAACCCAGUGAAAAAAUGCCUGACACAGUGGAAGCGGAUUUGGAGAAGAUCCUGCACGGUUCGCCGCUGGAGGGUGAACAGGUGGAGGUGUGCGACUUCACCCUCGAAGACUACAACGAGGCGCUGGAAAGCCAAGGCAUACAGCCGAGGGUCGAUGCGAAUUUUAUGCCGGCAGCUUCGACCACCUACAUCGUGGCGGUGGUCAUGCUGAACCAGGACAAUGAGGUUCUUAUGAUGCAGGAGGCCAAAAAGACGUGUGCCGGAAAAUGGUAUUUACCAGCAGGCCGAAUGGAAAAAAAUGAGACAAUAGUGGAGGCGGCGAAACGUGAAGUAUUAGAAGAAACCGGACUGGAAAUCGAAUGUACGGGCUUACUUAUGGUGGAGAGCGCAUCCGGUUUUUGGUUCCGGUUCGUCCUGACUGGCGUUGCGACCGGAGGUGAACUUAAAACGCCUGCCCGAGCCGAUAAGGAGUCCCUGCAGGCGAAAUGGAUCAAGAAUUUGGAUGAGCUCUCUCUCAGGGCUUUGGACAUCAUACCACUAAUUGACAGAGCCAAGUUGUACAAAACGGCGAAGGAAACGAACGACUCGUCGUGGCACAAGGACCAAUUGCCGGCACUGAGACCGCACGCCAAGUUGCUGUUGAGGCUCGUCAUCGUAAUCAAAAAGAAGGCGACGAACCGCGUGCACAUUUUGAUUAGCGAGAAGAACUGUUGGCACAUUCCGACCUGCGAGAUCCACCCGACGAAAAGCCUCCACUCCACCAUCAGGAAGUUCAUGAUAGAUCUGUUCGGGGCGGAGGUUCCCACCCACAAGCUGUGCGGCAUUUUAUCCGUGGAGCACAACCCGGUCAACGACGAGGAGGGAAUGUGCCUGACGAUGCUGGUUGCGUUCCGAUCGCCGCUGGAGGAGGUGCCCAUAAUCGGGAAGUGCGUGUGGCACGAAACGUCGAAAUCUCUGGGAGACGAUCUGCUGCAGAGGGUCGCCUCUAAAAACUCUACCAUUUUCUUGCACGUCUUGCGUUAAAAUCUCUUUCGCUGUUGUUUGUUGAUUUUUUUUGUAUAAAUUUGUAUUUUUUAUAUUGUGCAUUAUACAAACAAGUAUUCUGACAUGUUUAUGUUAUUACUUUUUUAAGUUGUAGUUUCGUAUGACGUUAUAUGAUUUAAAUAUCAAUUUUAUACUCAAUUGUUCAGUAUUGUAAACCUUACAAAUAUAUAAUGUAACAAUUUGUUAUAGAUCUGGGCUUUUUAACAACAAAAACAACUACGAAUUUGGAAUUAAACUACACCAAUUAACUAGAGAUAUAUAUACCUAUAUGUUCCACAGAUUUUUUUAGGUUAAACAUUGUUCGAUGUGCUUAUAAUUAUAAAUUUGGGAGAUAUAUUGUUGCAACCAAUUUCAAAUAAUUCUAGUUGUUGUUAACUGGUUAUUUAGUCAUUUCGUGUAACUCGUUUAUUGUUAUUUAUGUAAAUAUAUACUCAAAUAUUUAUUAUAUUUAAAAAAUGGUAUUUAUAUGUGGUAAUGGUCUAUAUUUUAACGCUGAAGUAUUUUCACAAUAAAUGUUUCAAAAUAUA